Halichondria panicea is the source of this 4479-nucleotide messenger RNA. RefSeq lists its product as uncharacterized. Gene Ontology annotation, molecular function: peroxidase activity; heme binding. Gene Ontology annotation, cellular component: cytosol. The record is from RefSeq and is a predicted model, not a curated record. NCBI's taxonomy places the organism in Eukaryota, Metazoa, Porifera, Demospongiae, Suberitida, Halichondriidae. Bases 91 to 4323 code for a protein of 1410 amino acids. The transcript is spliced from 25 exons.
ACCUAUCUACCUGUGGAUCUCUACCACAGUAAAACACAUGAGCAGAACCAACUUUAGACACUUAUUGUUCUGAAAAAUACUGGCCUUAAAAUGAGCAGUUCACAAAUCCCUCCAUGGGUUAGAAAGGCAAUAGACCAACGUCUUGGUUCUCUAACAAAGAGAAAGGUUCCUGCUGAAGCUAGUUUUGAAGGAUUGAGUGGCAAAAAGAAUUUAUCUCAUAAAGAAUGGGAUGAUGAGCUCAGUAGUUUCAUAAGCACCCUCCUUGUUGAGCAAGAGGCUAACAAGCACCGUCCUCACAAGCAGGCUGUUACCUUUGCUCUUUCACUUUUGUCCAUGUUGAAAGAUCGUAAGACCAACGGCGGUAAUGAAUUAUUGAUUCAUAAGCUUGUGCUUGCUCUUCUUACUCUUUCAUUAACACACCCUGAAGCUACAAAUGCCCAAGGUUUCAAAGGUGUGAUUCAAGAAGAAGUGCUAGAUCAGUAUUCGCAUGAUGAGUUCCUUCAGGCUUCUGGGAAUAAGCUUCUUGAUAUUGCUGAAGAUUUGGUUCAGUUGGAUCUUUCCUCCCAACCUUUCCAAUUUCCUCCAUUCCAAAAAGCUCUACCCUACUUUCCAAGCUAUGGUUAUCAGGCAACCCUGGUAUUUGCUGAUGAUAAGCUGGAUCAAGAUAUCCAAAGAUCUAUUAUUUCACUCGUGACUGAGCUCAAAUUGCUCUGUGAAAAAAUCGAUCAAAGCCAAAAUAGUGCAUCUAAAGGAAAGCAAGCUCAUUCAGGCUUCAACAUCGGAUUUGAUCUUGAUUAUUGGAUUCACUGGUGUCAGCUUCUCAACAAGAAGCCUUCCACUCCUGUGGUGAAUGCAGCUAAGAUGAUGGAUUCACCUACUGACAACUUUAUGAAGAAUCAGCCCAAGCUACGCUACACAAAUGGUCACGUUUGGUUGUUUCUCAAAGCAGACAGUAAAGAGGACAGUGAGCAAAUGUUGGCAAUGGUCCGUGCCCAUGUUAAGGGUUUUAGGAAGUCUGGCGUAUCAGUUCGCCUGAAGGUAACAGCCGCCUACAAGAAAAACGAAGGGAGAAUAUUUGGUGGCCAGUUUCAAGAUGGAGUGACCAAUGCUGUUGAUGCCGUGUCGAUUGUGAGAGAGGUGGUCUUGCCACCAAUUCCUUCUACUAUGGAUACCCCUAACCCUGAAGGAGGCUGCUUUGCUUUUGUUCAGUUCUUCAAGUUUGACAAAUCGGCUUUACAUGACUAUUCCAUCCCUAUCUCUGAGAAUAUGAUAGGUCGAGACAGCAUGUACAGUGAAACUCUAGCACGACUGGAUGAUAGAUGCCAUAUCAAGAGGGCCAGGUUGAUCAACUCUAGAGAUGGGACCAACACAGAGCUUCUUCGACAAAGUCUACCAUUUGUUCCGAGUUCGGAUAAAAGCGUUGAUCGUGGUCCCAUGUCAGAAGGGCUCUUCUUUGUUGCCUUUGGAAAAUCUGCUGAGAGAUUCAGUGAUAUCGUGCAAAAUUUAUUUGGUCACUCAAAAGCACUGUUCACUGAAGACUUGAUGCUGACUCAUGUGCAUGGAAUGUUUGGAAGACUGUUCUACUGCCCCAAUACAGUAGAGUUGGAUUCUCUCCCAAAAUUCUCCGAUGCUGACAUUUACCCUGCCAUUCCAUUCUGGAUGAAGUAUGUGAGCAAAAACCCUGCUUUCUUCUACAACCACAUUCAGUAUCUACAUGGGAUGGCCACCAACUAUGUUCAUGGUGAUCCUCCAUCCAAGAGAAUUCUCUAUCUUAUGAGCGCGCUGUUUGCUCGCUGGCACUCCACAUGGAUUCACAAAUUUGAUGUUCCACGACUACCGCAUUUGAGCGAAUUUCUUCGUGAAGAUGAGAAAGGAAUCAUGGAUCGCCCUAUUCAAGUUCGAAAGGGCUAUAGCUACAAGAAGAUGUUGGGAGAGGUGUUCACUAGUGACAAGCGUGUUCCUAACUCUUCGGGAAAGAUAUAUGGCUUUUCCGAAAACUUUGAUACCUACCGGAUUGAUCCGAAGGAUCUGAUUGUUGGGGUCACUGACAGACUCUCUUUUGGAAGUGGCAAAGAAGUGAUGCCUUACCUCAAGGAGGGUGCUGAGAUGGAUCUAUCCCUUGGUCUAGGUCUCACUGAGGCUGGGAACAUGGGCCACAUCGUUCCUGGUCAUCACUACAUCUUGGAGUUGGGCGUGGAAGGAAUGAUUGAGAAGCUAAGAAAGUUAAGCAAGAACCCUAAUCUUGCUGAUCAACAGCUGUUCUAUGAGAGUGCCAUUCAUUCUUUCGAGGGUGUACAACAGUAUAUGUUGCGGUACAGCAACCUAGCGAGAGAAACAGGACAGAAAUUACACACAUCUACAUCACAGGCCAGUGAUCGUAAGAAUAUGAGGGAUAUUGCCAACCGUAUGGAACGUAUUGCCCAUGGCCGUGACUCGAAGGAUUUUUCUUUCCAUGAUGCUGUGCAACUUGUGUUUUCCAUGCAUUGCUGCCUCCAUCUUGUGGGCCAGGCUGUGUCUGUGGGCAGGCUAGACCAACUUGUUAUAGCCUUUUACCGAAGAGAUGUCAAAAACAAAAUGCUCACCGAAGAAAAGGCACAAGAGAUUAUUGACGCUUUCUUCAUCAAGUUCGAUGAGCAUGCUGUGCUAAAUCGCUACAACAUCCCUUAUGGGCACACUACAUAUGGGUCUACAUGUGUGACUGGCAGAGGAGGUCCUUUCCCAACUGGAGACUCUUUGAACCAAUGGAUUCAACAGAUAACAGUUGGCGGUUACCUAGAAGAUGGUUCUGAUGGUUGCAAUGAAAUAACCUUGAUGUGUCUGAAGGCUUGUCGUCGCCUCCCGCUUAAUGCCCCUUGUGUAUCUCUGCGACUUAACAGCUUAACACCCGAAGCUGUAAAGAUGGAGGCAGCUAAAGCUUUGCUGAGUGGCGGAGCUCACCCAAUACUCUUCCAUGAUGAUAAAAUGGUUGAUGGGUUAUAUGAGGUGUUACGCCAGUCUUACCUGCGUUCUGGUCUCCAAGAGCCUGAUGACCUGAAAGCAGUGGCCAGAGGUUAUUCGUGUGAUGGUUGCUAUGAGCCCAUGUUCACUGGAAGAUCAGAGUUUAAAUUUGCGUAUAUCGACCUAUUAAGGGCUAUCAUCUAUUCACUAAACUCUGGGGCAAACUAUCAGGGUGCCGGACCACUCUUCCUUGCUGGUGGAGUAUCUUCUUACAGAACUGCAUUGCCAGAAGACAUCCACACUUGGGAUGAAUUUAAGGCUAUUUUCAGAAUGCACCUCAAGCUGCUUGUUCAGAACCUGUACAACCUCAUUUUGGGUGCAUAUGGGAACCCUUGGAAAAUCUGUCCCUCACCAUUAUUGUCGUGUCUACUGGAGGGAUGUGUGGACAGUGGCACGGACAUGACUAAUGGUGGAUCAAGAUUCCAUAUCCUCACCCCAAUGUACGUUGGGUUUGCCAACGCUAUAAACUCGCUCUACAACGUGAAGAAAAUGGUGUACGAUGAGAAUGACGUUACCACAUUGGAAGAUCUCAGGAUGGCUCUAAUCAACAACUGGGGAGAAUCAACUGUGGAGCCAUUCUAUGAUGAAAUUGGUGUGGGUGUUCUGCACAGUACUAUGUCAGCUGAGCGCUUCAAGGAGCUUCGUGAGCAUGCUCUUUCUCUUCCUAAAUUUGGAACAGACACUGCUGAUGACGAGAUCAAUGAUAUUGCUCUAUGGUUGGCAACUGAGAUGAAUGAAAUUGCUUAUGAAGCUCUCUAUGAAGAAGGAAACAUCUCAAAAAUGUAUGAGGAUCUAAAAAAGAAACACAGUGUGCCUGGGAAACCUUUUCUUUUCCAAGUUAUGACAGGGAGUGGUACAUUCGAGAGUUACUUCAGUGUUGGUGCUGGCUGUGCUGCUACUCCAGAUGGGCGUCUAAACGGACAGCCAACUGCUUCAGAUUGUAGUCCGCAGCCAUUUGCACAAGAUCGCCCAGUGCCAACGGUGAACCCAAUGGACAUAGUGGAUACAUUGAAGCCAUACAACAAACUAAACCUUGACAAGUUAAUUCCAAAUGGAUGUGAAGUGGAUUUGACAAUCUGUGAAGAGUUUCCGAUUGAAUCACUACUGGAGUUUAUGGAAGCCUUUAUCAAGAGGCAAACAGGGUCUAACCUUGUGACAGUGACCUGUGUGGACUCAUCAAGCAUUCAAAGGGCUGUGAACGAGCCGCAAAAGUUUGAUCUGGUUAGGAAUAGAAUGGGAGGCUGGAGCAACUUCUUUGUGUCUAUGUUUUCUGGGCACCAAAAGCAGCACGCACGUAGACCAGUGUUUGGGCCACAUAUGAAUUAAACAUUGAUUGUCUAUAAUUAUUGUGUACGAUAAUUUUGUGAUACCAUCUCAUUUGUAGAUGUGUAUAAUGUACCGGUACUCGGUAGUAGAGACUUAAUAGAGGUAGAUCUGAAUAACUUAAUUAUAAUUAAUGAUAAUGUUGUUAUAUGAAAUCAG